Messenger RNA from Bactrocera oleae (olive fruit fly), 1166 nucleotides. Lineage: Eukaryota; Metazoa; Arthropoda; Insecta; Diptera; Tephritidae. The record is from RefSeq and is a predicted model, not a curated record.
UUUGUUUUGUUUUUUUUUACAGCAGUCAUUAUAAAUACAUACAUUUGAGAAAACAAUAAAAAAAAAAUAAUAAAACUAAACAAAAACCUACCAACAUAUGUAUCUCUUACACCACCGCCCCCCCUCGCCGCUUUGGAGUUAUUAUUAUGUUACUUUUGCUUUAUUUUGCACACUUUCUCACACUUAACCGUCGCGCAACUCAUUCACUCACUCAAUUUUCUGCUUUUAUUUCACCUCUUUCGCACACGAAUCGCAACACACACCGACGCUAUCGCCGAUUUCCACUGCGACUCCAAUUGCUGCUCUCGCCGCUCGAUUUUUCGGUGUUGUUGGCUCACUUUGACUGGCUUUGCGUUGCGUUGUUGGAUUGUUGUUGACUUGACUCGACUUGGCUUGGUUGACUGGCUGGCUGGUUGGCUCGCUGACUAACUAACCGACUGGCUUUGGCGUGUGUAGGAAGCAUCUGAUCCGUACCACCACCAAGUGAAAGCGAUGGAAACCAUUUUCAUAAAAGAAGUUCAAACGAACGGACCUGCUCACUACGCCAACCUGCAGACGGGCGAUCGCGUUCUAAUGGUGAACAACACACCCAUCGCCGGGCUUGCAUACAGUACAAUCGUGUCGAUGAUCAAGCAAACGCCUUCAGUGUUGACGUUGCAUGUAGUGCCCAAGGAGUGCGAUGUACUGCAGAUGCAUUAUACGAGUAUUGCGCACACACCAGAAACUAAUCGUCUUGCCACAGCGCCUCGACCCAUACCGUCGCCCGUGACUGUGGGCAAUGGUAAUACAGCUGGCGCAUUAAUACCAAUCACACCAGCUGCUGCAGCGUCGGCGGCUGCAUCUGCAUCUACAUCUACAUCUACAUCGACAACAAAAUCAUUUUCACACCAACAGCAGCAAUUGAUCUCAUAUCCACAGCUGAGUGGUAAUAGUGGCGGUGUAGUUGUUGGCGCCGGUGGAAAGGCUAGUCGUUCGGGCAGUGUUACGAGCUCGGGUAGCAGCAGCUUCCGUCCCACAGCGGUGGGGAGUGGCGAGUUUAUCGAUAUGUCAUCGCAGGGAAUGCACCAGCACAACAGCGGCCGUUUGCUGAUACGAGACGAUGGCGGCGGUGGAUUUCUGUCGCGGUAAGUGCGCAAAUAUUUACAAAACAUACAAACAAACACGUG